Molecule: messenger RNA, 1917 nt
Organism: Calypte anna (Anna's hummingbird)
Lineage: Eukaryota; Metazoa; Chordata; Aves; Apodiformes; Trochilidae
Gene: BORCS6
Product: BLOC-1 related complex subunit 6
Biological process (GO): lysosome localization
Cellular component (GO): BORC complex
Source: RefSeq, a predicted model, not a curated record
AUGGUGGCGCAAUCGGUUCCGCUGUUAGGAGAACAUGGCGGGGGAGUGAAAGAAGCAGCCAGCGGCGCUCGGUGUUGUUACCCCAGCGGGGAACGCCCCCUUCCGCCUCCCCGCCAAUCACUGUGCGCCGACGGCUUGAGCGGCACGCCCCUCCACCGCCCGCCGCCAAUCUCCGCGAAGCGGCGGCCUCUCCGGCCCCGCCUCGGCCAAUCGGGAACGACACAAACACUUGAGGCCACGCCCGCUUCCGCAGGCCGGCCAAUCCGAGCAGACACAAACAACGGGCACGCCCCAGUCUCCGAGUCACGGGUCCGCAGUGCGAAGCGAGCAAACGGGGCGUUGGCAGAGCCGCUGGCCAAUCGGAAGGCAGACAAACAAACUUAGCCACGCCCCCUCCUCACCGCAGCCAAUCCUAGAGGACGUAAACAGGCUGGGACACGCCCCGUGGUGGGCGGGGCAAUGCCGGCGGGGCAGGCACGCGUCCCCGCCAUGGAGGUGCCGGCGUUGGGGCCCGUGGCGGCUGCCGGCGGAGGCGGGACGAGCGGAGCCUGGAGGCGCGACGAGCGGAGCCUGGAGGCGCUGAGCCUGGCCGCAGCCGGCGACGGAGCAGUAGCGGGGCGGCAGCUGUCUGAGGGGCGGCGGGCGACGCUGGCGAGCGCGCUGGAGCUGGAGGGGACGGUGCUGCGCGAAGGCCGCCUCACCCAGUUCGUGGCCAACAACCUGGAGCGGCGGAUCCGGCUCAGCGGCGCCCCGCGGGGCGAGCCGCCGGCGGGGGCUGCUGCGGCGGCGGGGGGUAGUGGUGGUGGAGGUGGCGGUGGCUCCAUCCCCGCCAUCGACCCCGGGGCGCUGCAGGACGUGGUGGCCCUGGCCGGGCAGGUAGCGGCCCAGGUGGACGAGCUGCUGCGCAACGUGCACUGCGGCCUGCAGGCCCUGACGGCCCUCAGCGUGGGCUGCAUCCAGACCUACCGCGACGGCGUGGAGAGCCUGGGCGAGGCGGCCGAUCUCAGCAUCCGCGCUAUGUACGCGCUGGUGGCGCGGUGCGAGGAGCUGGACCGAGCCAUGCAGCCCGUGCCCGCCCUGGCCAAGCGCAUCCGAGACAUGAAGGGUACCCUGGAGCGGCUGGAGGGGCUCUGCAAGUAGGGCCGCCCCGGCGGGGAAGGCCGCCCGCCGCCCUGCCCGCUGACACCGGGAAGCCGGGCCCCGCCGCCGCCCUUACUGUGCUCGCUGGGCCUUCGUCUGGCGUUAGAGAGGGGCUCGACGGCUCCCCGCCGUGCCCGACUGCUGCUCUCCCUCUCGGGUAGUCCCACCGCCGGGACCGCACUUGGGGUCUCCGGCUCCCCAGCUACCCCCUCGACCUCUCUCUGUGUCCUUCUUUGUGAGCAGCCGACACCGCGGCCCGUUCCCUGGUGAUCGGAGGAAGCGAAAUCUGUGCGGCCGAUGAAGGAAAAGGUCCCACUUAAAACCGCGGGGUAAAUGACAGAUAGUGCUUUUUAGCUUCAGCUCCAGUAAAGAAUUUGGAUUCCACAUGCCUUAUGCUUUCUAUUUAUUGAGGGUCAGGAAAAAGUAACCAGUCUUAAUUAAAAGCAGCUGUUUUGGGGUUUUUUGUUGUUUGUUUUUUUUUUUUUAAACCAAAUUUGAAAUUGUUGUAAAUGCUUGAUGCUUACAGUCAUACAUGCUUCUUUGUAGUCGACUUAGUGCCUAAGGAGUAAUUCUUACUUCUGCCCUUACAGCAAUUAAACACUGAAAACACUCCUGUUUCUUACAGGACACAGUUGUAAGAGAAGAUAAGAGGAAAAUUAAUAUAUAUAUCAAAGACACUUGUUUUCUGAGAAGACUAUAAAAUCCACUGAUUAUAGUUGAAAUAACAAAUUUAUAUUCAAAGUUCUAAAUAAAAACCUUCAGAUAAAAUAUGCUUUG